CUUGGAUAUUUUUCUUCAUGUGAAACACUUUAUAAUAGCCCAUCACAUCCACCCAGCUUUCAUCCUCACAGCGUUUUCUCUUGAUUACUUUCAGCUUUAUUUGCUUUUGGUUUAUUCUUGAUAAAGCCUGAGAACUGUAACAGGAUCUACAAUGCUGCUUUUCCACCUCUGUACAAAGUGUUUGUAUUUAUAGCUAAUGGGUUAUCUUUUAUUUUUCUCCCCCGAACGACCAAAAAGAGGCUUCCGUAUCCUCAUCAGUACCAACAUCAGGACCAGUCUCAUUAUCAGAGAUAUCAUCUCCAUGUCUCCAGCAUCGUCCGGGGCAAACAACACCGGUCCAGUUCCCCCUGACCAAACAGAGAGAAGGAGAGAAGAGCAGAGGCCCCAGCAGCAGUCACUGACUGAGGCUCUAUGGCGCGAGUCACACUGGAAAUGCCUUCUCCUCACACUGCUCAUGUAUGGCUGUGCGCUCGCUAUGAUAUGGUGCUGCGUGGCCAAGGUGACACGACUCAGCAUCGAUAAUAACCUCAAGGCCACAUCGACGGUGUACCAUGAGAGUGCCUGCUCCAGUGGUUACAUCUAUAUCCCCGUGGCUUUUUUGCUCAUGCUUUACACCCUCUACUUGGUGGAGUGCUGGCACUGUUCCUUGCACUUCAACCUGCAGUAUAAAGUGGAUUUGGAGAGUAUAGUGGAGCGGGUGCAGCGGAUGCAGCAGGCCACACCGUGCAUCUGGUGGAGGGCCAUCAGUUACCACUAUGUGCGACGCACACGGCAUGUGACUCGCUACCGCAAUAGUGAUGCCUACAGUGCCACGCAGGUGUACCACGAACGGGUCAACACACACGCAGCCGAGGCAGAGUUCGAUUAUGGAAACUGCGGCGUGAAGGAUGUCUCCAAGCAGCUUGCAGGCGUGGAAGACUUCCCUAUCACCAAGCUUCGCUUCACCAAGUGCUUCAGCUUUGCCAGUGCGGAGUCAGAGAACUCCUAUCUGACACAGAGGGCACGGUUCUUCACCGAAAACGAGGGGCUGGAUGACUACAUGGAGGCUCGUGAGGGCAUGCACCUUAAAAAUGUAGACUUCAGGGAGCACGUAAUGGUAAUCUCUGGCCGACUGCCUUGGUUUUUGAGGCGCUGCGUGUUUUGGAUAGCAGCGGUUCUGACGCUCUCUUGGCCCUUGCGUAUUCUGAACGAGUAUCGCACAGCUUAUCUUCACUACCACGUGGAGAAGCUGUUCGGCUUUAAUCAUUUACACUACUGCCACCACAUCUCCAGGAUGAACGCAGUCGAUAGCACAGAACUAGAGUGGCACAUCCGCUCCAACCAGCAACUGGUGCCCAGUUACUCUGAAGCUGUGUUGAUGGAUGCGAAUCUGUCUGGCCGAGACUCCUUCUCCCCCCAGAACUGCGAGCGCUGCCGUAGGGCCUUGAGUGGCUCGUCCAUUUUCUCACGCAGCGCCCUCAGUCUUUUUUCACUAGGUCAUGCAUAUGGCAGCCUGAACGAUAGCUCCGCCCCAGAGCACCAACAGCCGUCUCCUCCAACCUAUCAGGACGCAUUGCGCUUCCCUGUGCUGAUUGUGCACCGCAGCGAUGGCUGCCUCAGCAAUGAGCAUCGCUUACUGCAUCAUAACGGCUCUAGCGUGGAGACUUCCUUAUGA
Molecule: messenger RNA, 1654 nt
Organism: Ictalurus furcatus (blue catfish)
Lineage: Eukaryota; Metazoa; Chordata; Actinopteri; Siluriformes; Ictaluridae
Gene: tmem151ba
Product: transmembrane protein 151Ba
Exons: 4
Coding region: 197-1654 (485 amino acids)
Source: RefSeq, a predicted model, not a curated record